AUGAGUGGAGCAACGGUUGAAAUAAAUGGUAUUGACACAGAAUCCAAAAGGUCUGACAAGAAAUGUCGUUACUGUGGAAGAUCUCAUUCUAAGAAAUCUAGACAAGAAUGCCCAGCUGAUAGUACAACAUGUAGCGCCUGUGGUCGCAAAAGAUCUCAACAUCAACGCAAGAGAAAUGUUUUCAACAUAUCAGCUAAUAGACAUACAGUCGAACAAGAUAUGGAGCUUUUUACCUUCCAUGCAAUCACAAUCUCAUCCAUGUGCCUACAGGGGGAUAUGGAGACAGAAGCCUUAACAACUCUAGACAUCCAACUAGAAGAUCGACGUGGAAAUCACAAACUGAAGUCGAAGGUAGAUACAGGAGCAGCUGCGAACACAUUACCGCUCCGAAAGUUCUGCGACAUGUAUCCAAGACGGAUAAAAACAGAUGACUCAAUUACACACAACUCACCAUUCAUCAAACUUAGGGUCUACAACGGUACUGAAAUCCCAUGUCAUGGAGGAAUCUGGAUCAACUGCAAAACUGGAAAUUGUGACUGA
Lottia gigantea (owl limpet) is the source of this 540-nucleotide messenger RNA. RefSeq lists its product as hypothetical. NCBI's taxonomy places the organism in Eukaryota, Metazoa, Mollusca, Gastropoda, Lottiidae. Bases 1 to 540 code for a protein of 179 amino acids. The record is from RefSeq and is a predicted model, not a curated record. The transcript is spliced from 2 exons.